Molecule: messenger RNA, 786 nt
Organism: Knipowitschia caucasica
Lineage: Eukaryota; Metazoa; Chordata; Actinopteri; Gobiiformes; Gobiidae
Source: the annotation of a GenBank genome assembly
AUGUGUGCACGCCGAUGGGAGAGUGUGUGUGGCUCCAGAGGCACAGAGGAGGAGCGUAUAGCUGUGGAGACUGCAUGUAAAUAUGGAACCAAAGCUGAAGCCUACACCCCUCCCACUGCCGAGGAUGUGUCAGUGGAGGUGUCCAUGGAUGGGACAGAGCCACAGAUGGGGAGAGAUGCAGAUUUGACCAUUACUCUAAACAACAGCAGCUCUGAAAACAGGAGCGUAUCGCUACACAGUCAAGCUGCCGUCAUGUACUACACUGGAGUGCACAAAGCCUCUGUACGGAAGGACACCACAGACCUCACCCUGCAACCCAAUGAAGUGAAGAUGCUGGAGUGGAGUCUAGCGUAUGGGGACUAUAAGGAUGAGCUGGUGGACCAGGCCGCCCUCAUGCUCACUCUGUCUGGAAGGGUCAAAGAAACGCAGCAAGUCGUGGCCACACAGUACAGCUUCCGCCUCCGCAGCCCAGACCUCACGCUCAGUCCGAUCGGUGAAGCUGUGGUCGGGGAGAAAAUGACAGUCGAGAUUUUGUUCACAAACCCACUCCCACGCACACUGAAGGGGGUCCUGUUUCAUGUGGAGGGGCUGGGACUUAUAACCGCUCAAAGUAUUCACUAUGGUGACAUUGGCAGCCAUGCAUCUGUGUCGGUUGCUGCGAAGUUUGAACCCACUCAGUCUGGAUUGAGGAAAUUAUUGGCUACACUGGACUGCAGGCAGCUCACUCAGGUCCAUGGAGUGGUCAGCAUCAAUGUGAAGGAAAAGAACGAGGCAACCCUGUCGUGA